Molecule: messenger RNA, 660 nt
Organism: Brassicogethes aeneus
Lineage: Eukaryota; Metazoa; Arthropoda; Insecta; Coleoptera; Nitidulidae
Source: the annotation of a GenBank genome assembly
AUGCCCUUCGCUUCGCGUCGGGCAUCAAACUAUUCGCGGGAGGAAAUGCAAUAUUUUCCUCCCAUGAUAAACGAGAGCUACCUAAGACACACCGCCGAGCCCAACGCCCUAGCCGCCAAUAGUCGCCGCACGCCCCUGGUUACAGUGGCGGGCCUCGAGCUCGAAAUCGACGGCAACACCUUCCAGGGCGGGAAGGCCCGCCUAAAGUGCGUCGCCACUGUCUUUAAUUUGUACAAGAAAGAGCUGGAGCAGGUGCUAGAAGAGGAGAGACCCCAUCCGAGACCCUCGUCGGUCCUGGGCACGCGCGACAGCGCCUCUGGUCGUAACUACGUAAUAGAUAAAAUAAAGUUAGCGGGAAAUUAUGAUAAGGAAACAUGCAGGGAGAGAGAGAGCAGUGCUGCGCUUGAAGCGGCGAAGGAAUCUCGGCUAUGGAAAUUCCAUAUUAAACCAAAACCACGUGCUCGAGAUAUUAAAUGGAUUAGAGCGCGAGAAACCGGGGACCUGCUACAUGCCUCGAAUAAAGAAUGCCUACGGAAAUUUUAUUAUAUAGGCGCUCUUAAAAUUAAAAUUUUUAAUAUUCUUACGAGCGCGUUAAGCGAGCCCUUACCCAAGCGGCCUCAAGCCUUGAGGCUCAAGGUGCCGUGCGUUACUGAUCUUUAG